AUACUCCGUAGUCCGUACUACGUAAUUUGCACCAGAAAAGUUCUUCGCAAGCAAGUCGGGAAGAAAGCUCUUCUCUUCCAAUCAUGUCCCGUCUUCAGAUCGGCCUUCACCUAUCUCCGCUGUUCUCGAAAUCCAGUCCCCCAAUACACUACCCAACGCCGUAUUCUCCGAACGAUCCUCAAUUUCCACAAACUCGCAGCCGAAAAAUCGUUUCUUUGAGGAAUUUAAGACGUGCCCAUUCAAGAAUCACUCUUAGUGCAGUGCCCAGAGAAGAUCACAGUCGGAGCGCAGAUUCUGUGGGGAAAGAGAGAAGUGUUUCAGUGAUUCUUCUUGCAGGAGGGAUGGGAAAAAGAAUGGGUGGGAGCAUGCCAAAGCAGUAUCUUCCACUUCUAGGUCAACCGAUUGCAUUAUACAGUUUCUACACUUUCUCAAAGUUGCCUCAAGUGAAAGAAAUUGUUGUGGUAUGUGAUCCAUCUUAUAAAGAUGUUUUUGAAGACACCAGAGAAAAGAUCGAAAUUGAAUUGAAAUAUGCAUUGCCUGGAAAAGAGAGGCAAGAUUCUGUAUAUAAUGGAUUUCAGGUUGUUGAUUUGAGCUCUGAACUCAUUUGCAUCCAUGAUUCUGCAAGACCUCUAGUAUCUCCAGGAGAUAUAGAAAAGGCCCUAAUGGAUGGUAUGCUUGUUGGAGCAGCUGUUCUUGGAGUUCCUGCUAAAGCAACUAUCAAGGAGGCUAAUAAUGAAUCCUAUGUUGUGAGAACUCUAAACCGAAAGACGCUUUGGGAAAUGCAGACCCCACAGGUAAUCAAGCCGGAUUUGCUUAAGAAAGGGUUUGAGCUUGUCAAUAGGGAAGGUCUUGAAGUGACAGAUGAUGUGUCUAUUGUCGAGCACCUUAAACAUCCGGUCUACAUUACACAUGGCUCUUACACUAAUAUCAAGGUUACAACUCCCGAUGAUUUGCUUCUGGCUGAGAGGAUAUUACACACUUCAAAUUUGCAGAAUUGAUUCUGUCUCUGUGUGUUCCUUGUAUCCUUUGUUCCUGGCCGAAUAUGUAGUUUUCGCUUAACUUAUUUGGCUGCUAUUAAGUUUGGUUCAGUUUAGUUCAGUGCCACCAUUAUUUCUAUAUGAGACACAAGUGGAGAUGGUUUUUUGUGUUUGCAAGACUACACAAUUUUCUUCUCACUUGCAUGUCGUUCAAAUGAAUUCCAAUUUUGAAUAAGAUGAUUUUCGAACAUGAAAUCGACGAAAUGAGAAUGCUAAUGAUUGGAGAAUCAUUGCUGCAGCUGAAAUGUGGAUAGCUCAACAAGCUGCCCAAGGAUGAAAACGAACAAUUUCAUACUCCCGCCAUUCCUAAAUAACUGGCUAAUUAGACUUUCACGAUAUUCCGGGGUACAGUAAAAAUCAAAUGAAUGUGGACAUACUCUUUGUUUACAUGUGUUCAAAAUCUAAUGUAUCUAAAAGUCAUAAUAGACAAUCAUUUCUUUC
This is a messenger RNA of Cuscuta campestris, 1478 nucleotides long. The record is from the annotation of a GenBank genome assembly. Lineage: Eukaryota; Viridiplantae; Streptophyta; Magnoliopsida; Solanales; Convolvulaceae.